Messenger RNA from Exaiptasia diaphana, 912 nucleotides. RefSeq names its product histone H1-delta. Gene Ontology annotation, biological process: chromosome condensation; negative regulation of DNA recombination; nucleosome assembly. Lineage: Eukaryota; Metazoa; Cnidaria; Anthozoa; Actiniaria; Aiptasiidae. The transcript has a single exon. Gene Ontology annotation, molecular function: nucleosomal DNA binding; double-stranded DNA binding; structural constituent of chromatin. The record is from RefSeq and is a predicted model, not a curated record. Bases 55 to 609 code for a protein of 184 amino acids. Gene Ontology annotation, cellular component: nucleosome; nucleus.
AGCAAACACCRAUUUAAUUACCUUUGUAAGGAAAUACAGCUAUAGAAUCUGAAAAUGUCUGAUGCAGCAAAGAAAGCCAAGAAGCCGGCAAAGGCCCCAGAACAUCCUAAGUACAAUGACAUGAUCGCCGCGGCCGUGACWUCUUUGAAGGAACGCAGUGGUUCUUCCCGCCAAGCGAUCGUCAAGUACAUCAMAGCAAACUACAAGGUUGGCGAUAACGCUGWUACUCAUGYCAAAAUGGCCCUUAAGCGUAUGGUAAACCARGGAAAACUUGUUCACACGAAAGGCACGGGCGCYUCUGGAUCUUUUAAACUGGCCAAGAAGGACAAAGCAGAGCCGAAGAAGAAGAARCCCGCUGCCAAGAAACCUGCAGCGAAAAAGAAGCCAGCCGCUAAGAAAGUCGCAGCGAAGAAAUCAACUCCWAAGAAGGAAGCCAAGAAGCCAGCCAAGAAAGCAGCCGCUAAGAAAACUACUCCAAAGAAAAGCAAAGCAAAGAAACCAGUCGCCAAAAAACCAGCGGCAAAGAAGCCAGCAAAGAAGCCUGCUGSCAAGAAACCCGCAAAGAAACCGGCGGCCAAGAAGGCUGGAAAGAAAUCAGCCAAGAAGUAGAUUACAUUCUACCACAAAAAACAAACGGCUCUAUUAGGAGCCACCCACAUGCUUAAAAGUCAAUUCCUCAAAAUGCUUGAAAUAGUCAUUGACAAUUAAUUCUAGUCGAUGUAGAACUGCAUUUCUACAUAAGCCUUUGAGAAGAGUGUGUGUGUGUUUUGAAAGUUUCCAUCGUACCUUUUAAAAAUGAAAACUUGCAUUAUAUCUUAACACCAGAAAUAACAUUGAGUAAGCAUGUUGUUUUUGAAGAUAAGACAUGACUUUUGUAUUCUCCAUGACAGCUUAUCCAAGAAAUCAUUUACA